CUAAAUCCCCCACACUCUAGCAUUUUUUCCCAGUUUCGCAGACAGUUUCAACUUCAACCACGCGCCACCGUUACCAUGGUGCAACACCGUUUCCUCCUCAUAGCAUACCCAAUACAAGGGCACAUAAACCCUGCCCUCCAGUUUGCCAAGCGACUCAUUGGCAUGGGUGUACAUGUCACUUUCGCUACUAGUGUUUACAAUUACCGUCGCAUGACCAAGAAAUCAACCGUCCACGGCCUCUCCUUCGCCACCUUCUCCGACGGCUACGACGACGGUUACAACGCCAACGACGACUCCGACUUGGUGUCGUACAUGAAGGAACUGAAGCGUCGCGGGUCAGAGUCUCUCAGAAAUAUCAUAUUCUCCAGCGCGCAGGAAGGUCACCCUUUCACUUGUUUGGUCUACACACUCCUCCUUCAAUGGGCUGGUGCGGUGGCGCGUGAGUUUCAUCUCCCGACAGCGGUGCUGUGGAUUCAACCAGCCACUGUUUUUGAUAUCUACUAUUACUACUUCAACGAAUUCGGCGACUACAUCAGCGAUAAAUCAAAGGACCCCACAUGUUUGAUAGAAUUACCAGGAUUGCCAUUUUCUCUCACAACCCGUGACCUUCCCUCGUUCCUAUUGGCCUCAAAUAUGUACACUUUUGCUCUUCCAUCGUUCAAAGAGCAACUCGAAGAGCUUGACCUUGUAACCAACCCAACAGUACUUGUAAACACCUUUGAGGAGUUGGAAACGGAGGCCUUGAGAGCCGUUGAUAAGUUCAGAAUGAUACCAAUCGGACCGUUGAUUCCCUCUGCCUUCUUGGACGGUAAAGACCCUUCUGAUACCUCAUUUGGUGGUGACAUCGUACAUGUGGUCUCAAAUGAUGAUUACCUUGAAUGGUUGGACUCAAAGCCUGAGCUGUCUGUUAUUUAUGUUUCAUUUGGUUCACUUGCUGUGUUGCCGAAGAGACAAACGGAGGAAAUUGCACGUGCGUUAAUAGAUUGUGGACGUCCUUUCUUGUGGGUCAUUAGAAAAAAGGAAAAUGAAAAUGAAAAUGAAAAUGAAGGAAAGGAAUUACAAGAGAAGGAGAAGGAGGAGGAGCUGAGUUGCAUGGAGGAAUUGGAGAAGAUAGGGAAGAUAGUGAAAUGGUGUUCUCAAGUGGAGGUUUUGUCACAUCCUUCUUUGGGUUGUUUUGUGACGCAUUGUGGAUGGAAUUCUACCUUGGAAAGUUUGGCUACAGGGGUUCCUACUGUGGCAUUUCCUCAGUGGACAGACCAAGCUACUAAUGCAAAGCUAAUAGAAGAUGUGUGGAAGACAGGGGUAAGGUUAGAUGGUGAGGUGAAUGAAGAAGGGAUAGUGGAAGCUAAGGAAAUCAAGAAGCGUUUGGAAGUGGUGAUGGAAAGUGGAGAAAAAGAAGAGGAAUUGAGAAAGAAUGCAAAGAAAUGGAAGAGUUUGGCAAGGGAAGCCGUGAAGGAAGGAGGUUCUUCGGAUAAGAAUCUAAGGACUUUUCUGGAUGAUGUUGCUGACAACUAAGUUGUUGAUUUGGACUCUUGUGGAGUUGUGUAUUAAUUUCUCUUACAUGUGGUUGGGUCACUCCAUAAAGAUUGAUUAGUUUGGUUAAUGUAGCUCUCCGUGUUGUGGGGAUUUGAAUAAAAAAAAAAUUAUAUUGUGUAUAAGGUGCGUAAUCAUGUUGAUUUGCCUUGGUUAGCUAGGGACGUAGAAAAACUCGAGUCUCUGGUGUGUUUUAGCAUAUU
Gastrolobium bilobum is the source of this 1736-nucleotide messenger RNA. RefSeq names its product phloretin 4'-O-glucosyltransferase-like. NCBI's taxonomy places the organism in Eukaryota, Viridiplantae, Streptophyta, Magnoliopsida, Fabales, Fabaceae. Gene Ontology annotation, molecular function: UDP-glycosyltransferase activity. The transcript has a single exon. The coding region runs from base 76 to 1515 and encodes 479 amino acids. The record is from RefSeq and is a predicted model, not a curated record.